This is a messenger RNA of Bombus terrestris (buff-tailed bumblebee), 4595 nucleotides long. RefSeq names its product PR domain zinc finger protein 10. The record is from RefSeq and is a predicted model, not a curated record. Bases 257 to 3259 code for a protein of 1000 amino acids. NCBI's taxonomy places the organism in Eukaryota, Metazoa, Arthropoda, Insecta, Hymenoptera, Apidae. The transcript has 13 exons. Gene Ontology annotation, cellular component: nucleus.
AUCAGUGGAGAAUCAAUCAAUGUUAGCAUUACUUUUACAAAGUGUACUUUAAUAUAUCAGUAUAAAACAACAUAAUGAAUACAAUGGUUCUCAAUCAGCAUUAUGAAAAUGAUAAUGUCGAUUGUUGACGAACCAGCAAACUGCAGCAGGUGCAUCACAAUUCACAAGGCAAAAAGUGCAUCGACUUCGAAAACUUAUACAUUAAAGAUGCAGGUUACAGAUGUUGUAACAUUUUUGAUACACAAGGAGAAAUAAAAUGGAUCCAAGGGGCCCUCCUGAGGGGGCCCCUACUAAUUCCUUUGAGAUAAAUAAUAUCGAUAAAGUGUCUAACAAUUUAGUAAAUUGGUCUACAGAUCAUUCUCUCUCUUCAUCAAUGUGCGAACAAAAAAAAAUGAAUAAUAAUAAACUGUUAUUUUUAACUGUGGAAUAUGUGGAAGAUCCAUCACGGGAAUAUUCCCGUUUAUUUCCAACAUAUGAACAAGUUUCUUUCUCUCCUAGACCAUCGUCUCCACUUUCAGAUUUUGAACAUCGUGUUAGUCCUCUUGACCCCAAUAUGAGUUCAGCUGCUAGAUAUUCACCUACUCCUGUACAACUUCCACCAUCUCCUUUUCAUAAUUCUGUUGUUGUGUUACAAGAUUCUUCUCCUUUAAUAUCUUCAACUGAAUCAAAUGAAAGAACAAAUGUUAAUUAUGUUUCUCAAUUAACACAUCCAAUUGAUACACAAAGUGUACAACAGUCAGAUAGUUCUACUGACUAUGUUGCUAAUGAAAAUGAGGAACAACUAGUGUCUAGUGUUGGCAGUGAGUUGAUUCUUAUGCAAGAAACGAAUUCCGGGCUAGAAUCAGCAACAGCUCCGUUAAUGCUAACAGGAAUGCCAAGUACAGAUUUUACAUUAAGUAGAGAUUUUCUUGUUAUGCAAGAUGACCAAAUGAAUGUUAUAAAUUCGUUUAAAACGCAAAACCUUGAUAUAGAUGAUUCUACACAUCUUUCAUCAAAUGCAGAAAAUUCAAAUAAAGAAAAUAAUGCAGAUUCUUCAGCUGCAUCUAAUGAACGAGAAAUUAAUGAAAUUUUAAUACCUACUGAAGAAAAAAAAAAUUGUGAAAAAAAGAAUGUGAGACGUUCGAAACGUCGUAUAAAUGAUAAAAAGAAUUUAUGUUGUGAUGAAUGCGAUGAUGUGUGUACCGGUGAUAAUUGCACUUCACAUAAUGUAUGUACAAUAGCAGAUCAACCAGUACCAUCUCGUGCUAUAGCAACACUGCCAGGAUCAUAUCUUUCUAUAAACAAAUUAUCCAAUUCUGAAAUUAUAUCAGGUGGAUCAGAUUAUGGAGUGUUUGCAAAACGUUAUAUACAAAAACGUACUCAAUUUGGACCUAUAGAAGGUGUCUUAUAUCCUUAUGAUGGAACACCAUUUAGAGAUGAAUUGCCAUUGCUCUAUGAAACUGAAAAUAAAGAAUUUUUAAAAGUAGAUGUUUCAAAUGAAAAUGCUUCAAAUUGGAUGCGUUUUGUUAGACCUGCAUUAACUUAUAAAGAUCAAAAUUUGGUAAUUUGUCAACAACGUGAUGGAAUAGUAUUUUUGACUACAAGAAGUAUUUUACCAAAGGAAGAAUUGAAAGCUGGUCCUAGUAUUGAUUAUGCAAUACGUAGAAAUUUAAUACCACUCAAAUCUACACAAGAAACGAAGGAUGAUAAAGAGCACAAAAAUCAGAUAUCUAGUUGGUCACGGCUAGAUGAUAAUCAUUCCCGGCGUAUGAAAGUAUUUCGCGGAAGAAAUUUGAAAGAGAAAGAAAAUUCAAGACAAAAUAAUUCUAAGGAAUGGAAAUGUUCUGUUUGUGGUCUAAUUUUUCGAAAAUCACUUUUGCUUAACUUACACUCUCUUGUUCAUAAUUCUGAUAAAAUAAAAACUAAAAUUCAAUCUACAGUUUGUCCGCAAUGUGGACUGCAAUUUCAAAAACAAAAAGAAUUGAUCAAUCAUAUUUCACAACAUGGGAGAUUAUCUUUGAAAAAAGCAAAAAGAUUGACUUCUUUGUCUACAUAUAAGUGUUCAAUGUGCUAUAAACGUUUUGCGACAAAAGUACGUUUACAGCAGCACUGCUUAGUGCAUGGUGCUGAAGACCAAAAACCACUGCCAUGUAAUAUUUGCUUCAAAAGAUUCAUGAAUAAUUCAGCACUCUCUUGUCACUUGAAAACACAUAGAGAAAAUAAACAAAUAUUUGAGUGUCCAAUGUGCAGACAACUAUUUAAUCAAAGCAUGACGUUAAAAGAUCAUAUUGAAACUCAUAAAAAUGAAGAUGGCACAUUUAGCUGUCCUUACUGCCAAAGAAUAUUUAUCAAAUAUUCAGUUAUUCGUAAACAUAUUAGGGCACAUCAUUGUGAAAGAAAACACAAAUGUCAAAUUUGUGCAAAACGAUUUGCUACAGUAGAUAAAUUACAGAUGCAUCUGCUAAAACAUUCCGAUCAUAGAGAAUUUCACUGUGCAAAUUGUGGUAAACAAUUUAAGAGAAAAGAUAAAUUAAAAGAACACAUGACUAAAUUACAUAAUUCACAGACAGCCACUGAAGAACAAAUGUCGCAAGUUACACAAACUAAAAAAUUUGUUCCAAAGGUAAAUCCUAAUGAUUACAAUCGUUUCAUUUAUAAAUGUCAUCAAUGUUUGGUCGGUUUUAAACGAAGAGGAAUGCUUGUAAAUCAUUUGGCAAAAAGACAUCCAGAUGUUGCGCCAGAAUCUGUACCAGAAUUAAACUUACCAAUUUUACGUCAAACGAGAGAUUAUUAUUGUCAAUAUUGCGAUAAGGUCUAUAAAAGCAGCAGUAAACGUAAAGCACAUAUCAUGAAAAAUCAUCCAGGAGCUGCUUUACCGCCGAGCAACCGACAGAAGGAGUCGGAUUACUCCGAUUUACCGAAUCCAACAUUUAGUCAAACUGUCGGUAGCAUUACUACUACACCACAGAGUUGUCAAUGGUGUCAUAAACAAUAUGCUAGUAAAGCAAAACUUUUACAACAUCAACGAAAGAAACACUCAAAUUUAAUGGAACCGGCUGAUCAAGUACCGCGUUCACGUAAUCGACAGCCACAGAAUCAGAAUCAGCCCCCAGUACUUAUUGAAGAUCACUUUGUAUUGUCCGAUUAUAUUCAGACGUGUGAAACAAAUUCAGAUUUUUUUAAACCAAGAAUAAUCAAAAUAUCUGAUGAUGUUGAUCUAAUAGGCAAUGGAUUAGAGAUAGUUGGGCAACAAUUUGUUCGUAUGCGUGACAUACGCUGAACAGAUCUGUGGCAACCUCAAUGAGAGGUUUUGUCAAUUUAAUGAGAUAUGAAUCUCAUGAGUUUGUGCACAGUAAAGAAACACUGUGUUUUUUGCUGCUGUUGCCAAAUAAGGGCAUUCAUGCCCAGGAGGAUUAAUUGAUUCUCCGCUGGAAAGUAUUUGGAGCACAGCUUGGUUAGCGUUAGUGCGAAACACUAAACGCUAUUUUAUUGAUUGUAUGGUUGACAAUGGUGUCAUGACCGUAAUUCGGUCGUAAUUUUGAAUAAACUUGUUGAAACGGAGUACGCCCUAUUUUACGAAUACUUCGAGCUCCAGGGCGAAAACAUGGAAGAAGAUUUAAAUGUUAACACACAAUGGGAAACACAAACAUGGAGACUUAAGACUUAAACACAAUGGGAAACAUGUUAGUUAUUGAGGUCUUUGCUCAAGGUAUUAUGAGUACAGAGCGCAAACAGGUAGAACAAGUCCUCUUAUUGUCGGUACAUCACUGACAUUAACUCUAGUAGUUUCUUUUAAAAUUUUGAAAAAGCUUCAAUUCGAUGUGAUUCAAUUAUGGAUGUUAGAGUGAUCGAAUUUGAGCUUCAAGUUUAAAGUGAAAUUUAAACGCAGUUGAAAUUUGGAAAAUUCGAUGAAUCUUAGAUCGGUGUAAUCUCGUCUAUACUAUGUGAUUUUUUUUUUUAUAGACCUGAUCGUAGUGUCUACAUGUUACAUCUGACUUUGAUGAUAAAGCAAUUGUCCGUAGAUUACACAAAAUGUUGUAGUCUGUAAAGAAUCGCCCGAUCACUUUUACUCUUUCUCGUAAUUUAUAACAUUCUGUCAUAAUUAUUACCGAUUCUCGUUUAGAAAAAGAUAUCUGUGUUUCCAGUACAGAUUUUCGAUCAAUCGGAUUUCUUUUUCGCGCAAACCUUUCAGAAUUACUAGUUUCACUAAGGAAGUUUAGUGUGACAAUUUUUGCAUCCAUCAUACUCAUCGAAUUGAAAUAUCUGAUUGAAAUUGAAGGUAUUAAUAGUUACCUAGACAAGAAAACUUUUGUCUUUGUGAUUUUAUGAUGCAUGUAAAAUUGAUAGCGUUGCAAAUUAUCCAUAUACACUUUGCUAGUUUAUCAAAUUAUAACAGUGAAAUACUAUUAGCAUUCCAAAUCAUAAUUUUCUAAAUGUAAUUUCAUAUAUCAUAAAUUGGCAAGAGAAUUAAAAAUUUGUUUUACAUGCAUUAUAUGUGCAUAAUAUGAUAAAUAUUAUGGAAAAACAAAGACAAAAGAAUGCAUGUUUGUUAAUGUUGUUGAGUACAUGGAGAACUGUAUUGUAACGUGACUUAAAUAAAGUUACCCGAUGACUGA